CAGUUGUUUUGUAUGGAUCACGAACUAGUUCACAAGCAUAUGUAUAUGGCACGUCACUAGUUUCCUAUUCUGUUGUUAACCAUAGAUAGCCCAUAAAUUUGUGCAAUGAGUGCCCUGUUUAAUUUCCAAAGCUUGCUGUCCGUCAUCCUGCUCCUGAUCUGCACCUGUGCUUAUUUGCGGUCUAUGUUCCCCAGCAUCAUCGACCGGAAAAAGACUGGCCUGCUUGGCACAUUUUGGAAGCUGGCGCGCAUAGGUGAGCGAAAGUCGCCCUGGGUCGGUGCCGCUUGCCUGUUGAUGGCGUUCACUGUUCUCUUCUGGAGCUAACCAUAAGUUUUAGUAAUGUCACUGACAUAUUCAUGGCCUAAACGCAACAGUCAAAUGUUUUUCGUAUAUGUAUAACUGAAAUGUACGGAUUGUAAAUAUAUGCAUGCACAAACAUGCAUUGUUUACCACUGGAAUUUACUGUAAA
Molecule: messenger RNA, 469 nt
Organism: Drosophila miranda
Lineage: Eukaryota; Metazoa; Arthropoda; Insecta; Diptera; Drosophilidae
Gene: ksh
Product: protein kish
Exons: 3
Coding region: 106-324 (72 amino acids)
Biological process (GO): protein secretion; intracellular transport
Source: RefSeq, a predicted model, not a curated record